Molecule: messenger RNA, 927 nt
Organism: Panicum hallii
Lineage: Eukaryota; Viridiplantae; Streptophyta; Magnoliopsida; Poales; Poaceae
Exons: 2
Coding region: 181-741 (186 amino acids)
Source: RefSeq, a predicted model, not a curated record
GGCCAAGUGGCCGCUUUGCCAUCUCAAGAUAAGCCCUCCUCUCCAAGCACCAUCGCCUCUUCUUCUUCCUACUCGGCAGCCGCGGCAAAUCAAGAGACAAGCUGGUGUUCAAGUUCAGCAAAGGAAGAAACGCGCAGCGCGAGCGAGCGAGCCAGCUGAGAAGAUCGAUCGAGUGCAGCCAUGGCUCUGGCACCCACGCCUCUCCAGUGCUUCCUCACGGGCAGACCGGUGUGCACGGCGACGCUGCCCAAGCCCGCGAGAAGGGCGUCGAAGAUCUCGUGCAAGGCGGCCGGCGAUGAGAAGGACAAGGUUCCGUCGGGAGGGGAUGGUCUUGGGGUGAAGCUUGGGAAGCUGGCGAUGGUCGCGCUGGCCGCCGGCGUGCUGGCGGUCGGGCCCGUCGACGGCGCCAUGGCGGCCAAGUCCGGCGGCAGGGUCGGCGGGCAGGCGUUCCGGUCCGCGCCACGGUCGUCCGGCCCUCGGAUAAACAACUCGAGGACGAACGUCUACAUCAACCCGCCGGUGGCGCCGCCUCUGGGCGGGUACGGCUACGGCGGCUACGGGAGCCCGUUCUUCGGCGGCUACGGGUGGUCGCCGUUCACCUUCUUCGCGCCCGGCCCGAGCGUCGCCGUCGGGGUCGGCGGCGGCUUCGACACGCUCGUCCUCUUCUUGGUGUUGGGCUUUGUCGUCGGAGCCGUCAGGCGGUUUCUCAACAGGAACGAUGACGAUUACGACGACUACUGAUCAUCAAUGCUAGCUAGGGUGUAGGAGCAUGUAACGAAUCUCAUCCUUGAUCCUCAUGUCCAGUAUGGCGAAAAUUUUUUCUUGUUAAUUUCCAGGAAUGGAACUUGACAAAUCAUAUAUGGAGGUAAGAGGAGACUGUACGUAUAAUUUUGUUUAGUAAAAUGAGAUGAGAAUAUCAUCUAGAGU